UCCGCACACCGGCGGCGGCGGCGGCGGCAGGUGUGAGCCGUCCGGAUGGCGGAGUCCGGACCGCAGCCGCCGGGCGGCGCGCCCAGCCGGCACGAGAAGAGCCUGGGGCUGCUCACCACCAAGUUCGUCUCGCUGCUGCAGGAGGCCAAGGACGGCGUGCUCGACCUGAAGCUGGCAGCAGAUACUCUGGCAGUGCGGCAAAAGAGACGUAUUUAUGAUAUUACAAACGUCCUUGAGGGCAUUGGACUUAUCGAGAAGAAAUCGAAGAACAGUAUUCAGUGGAAAGGUGUGGGGCCUGGCUGUAAUACCCGAGAAAUUGCCCACAAGUUGAUUGAGUUGAAAGCAGAGAUUGAGGACCUGGAACAUCGGGAACGAGAGCUGGAACAGCAGAAGAUGUGGGUGCAGCAGAGUAUCAGGAAUGUCACCGAUGAUGUACAGAACAACGAAUUAGCGUAUGUGACAGAUGAGGAUCUUUGCAAGUGCUUCCCAGGCGACACAUUGCUGGCCAUCCGAGCUCCGUCAGGAACCCAGCUAGAAGUUCCUGUCCCUGAGGGCUUAAACGGCCAGAGGAAAUACCAGAUCCACCUAAAGAGCAGCAACGGUUCCAUUGAUGUUCUUCUAGUAAACAAGGAUGCCUGGAGCUCUCCUCCGGUGGUACUUCCUGUCCCUCCCCCGGAAGACCUCAUUCAGUGCCAGCCAAUCACUCCCUCUAAGAAGCCAUCCAUUCCCCCGUCCCAGGAGACCCCUCUUCCCAGCGGUGCCAACCCUCCUGGGUCUGUGCCCAGCAGCACGCAAGACCACAGGCCCUCCGUGCCCCAAUCGGCCGCCGUGGCAGAGACAGGCACCUCGACAGCAGAAUCAAAAAGUAGUGUGGAGCUGGACUCGCUUACCCCUUCGACCGUACCGGCCAGCCCGCCAGCUGGGCUUGAUACGCAGCCCCUCCAAUCCUCAGCCUUGCUGGACAGCAGCUCUGUCUCGCCCAGUUCCUUUACCUCUUUCGAGCCAAUCAAGUCCUUCCCCACAGAAAUACUGGAAUUUCCCAAAGAGCUUUCAGAAAUGUUUGAGCCAACCAGAGAGUGCAUGAAUUCGGAGUUGCUUGAAGAGCUGAUGUCCUCUGAAGUGUUCGCUCCUUUACUCCGCCUCUCCCCACCUCCCGGAGACCACGACUACAUCUACAACUUGGAUGAGAGCGAAGGGGUUUGUGACCUUUUCGACGUCCCGAUUCUCAACCUCUGACUUUUGACUGCCUGGAUGGAUGGACUUUGGGAUACGGAUUCUUCCCCCCACCCCCCACCCUUUUUUUUUUUUAAAAAAAGGAAACUUGUCUCAAAGGAAUGUGGGGGAAAGCCCCAAACUCUUCAUUCUGGAUUCUUUGUCCGCUAGUGCUCGAGUGAAACACAGAGCUGCUCGGGUCUAGACCGAAAACCAAUCAGGACGAGAGUCUUGUCUCCAGCUUUUUUCUUUCCUUUUCUUUUUUCCCCUCUUCCCUGGCUUAUCUUGGUCCCGUCCUUUGUCCUUUCACGGAUCCUGAGUGGGCCUCCUUCCCAGGCACCUGCUGUUGAAUCUUGCUGAGCAGUAAAAGCGC
Molecule: messenger RNA, 1585 nt
Organism: Pseudonaja textilis
Lineage: Eukaryota; Metazoa; Chordata; Lepidosauria; Squamata; Elapidae
Source: RefSeq, a predicted model, not a curated record